This is a messenger RNA of Phacochoerus africanus (Common warthog), 3613 nucleotides long. RefSeq names its product DNA polymerase kappa (gene POLK). The transcript is spliced from 15 exons. NCBI's taxonomy places the organism in Eukaryota, Metazoa, Chordata, Mammalia, Artiodactyla, Suidae. Gene Ontology annotation, biological process: error-prone translesion synthesis. The coding region runs from base 101 to 2737 and encodes 878 amino acids. Gene Ontology annotation, molecular function: damaged DNA binding; DNA-directed DNA polymerase activity. The record is from RefSeq and is a predicted model, not a curated record. Gene Ontology annotation, cellular component: nucleus.
CAGGGAGGCCGCUGUGCUGCAUUCUGGGAAGGACGCUGCUCUGCCUGCCGCACAGCCUCCUGGGAGUUGUAGUCGCGGUCCUGAGGCAACUGUUUACACCAUGGAUAGCACAAAAGAGAAGAAUGACAGCGCAAAGGAAAGGAAUGACAACUACAAAGAUGAUCUUCUGUUUAGGAUGGGACUUAAUGAUAAUAAAGCUGGAAUGGAAGGAUUAGAUAAAGAGAAAAUUAACAAAAUUAUAAUGGAGGCCACAAAGGGGUCUAGAUUUUAUGGAAAUGAGCUCAAGAGAGAAAAGCAAGUCAACCAACGAAUUGAAAAUAUGAUGCAACAAAAAGCUCAGAUUACCAGCCAGCAGCUAAGGAAAGCACAAUUACAGGUUGACAGAUUUGCAAUGGAAUUGGAACAGAGCCGGGAUCUGAGCAAUACCAUAGUGCACAUUGACAUGGAUGCUUUCUAUGCAGCCGUAGAAAUGAGGGACAAUCCAGAACUAAAGGAUAAGCCCAUUGCUGUAGGAUCAAGGAAUAUGUUGUCUACUUCAAAUUACCAUGCAAGGAAGUUUGGUGUUCGUGGAGCCAUGCCAGGAUUUAUUGCUAAGAGACUCUGCCCUCAACUGAUUAUAGUGCCCCCCAAUUUUGACAAAUACCGAGCUGUGAGUAGCGAGGUUAAGGAAAUACUUGCUGAUUAUGAUCCCAAUUUUAUGGCCCUGAGUCUUGAUGAAGCCUACUUGAACAUAACAAAGCACUUAGAGGAAAGGCAAAAUUGGCCUGAGGACAAAAGGAAGUAUUUCAUCAAAACAGGGAACUCUCUAGAAAAUGAUAAACCAGGAAAGGAAGUUAAUAAACUGAGUGAGCAUGAACGAUCCAUCUCUCCACUACUUUUUGAAGAUAGUCCUCCUGACUUGAAGUCCCCAGGAAAUUCUUUUCAAGUGAACUUUGAAGAGCCGAAUAAUCCUCAAAUGACCCAAAACUCAGUUGUUUUUGGAACAUCAGCUGAGGAAGUGGUAAAGGAAAUUCGUUUCAGAAUCGAGCAAAAAACAACACUGACAGCCAGUGCAGGCAUUGCACCAAAUACAAUGUUAGCAAAAGUCUGCAGUGAUAAGAAUAAACCAAAUGGACAAUACCAAAUUCUCCCUAACCGACAGGUUGUGAUGGACUUCAUCAAGGACUUACCCAUUAGAAAGGUUUCUGGAAUAGGAAAAGUUACAGAGAAAAUGUUAAAGGCUCUUGGAAUUAUUACGUGUACAGAUCUCUACCAACAGAGGGCAUUACUUUCUCUCCUUUUCUCUGAAACAUCUUGGCAUUAUUUCCUUCAUAUUUCCCUGGGUCUAGGUUCAACAUGCUUGCCCAGGGAUGGAGAGAGGAAAAGCAUGAGUGUUGAGAGGACAUUCAGUGAGAUAAAUAAAGCAGAAGAGCAGUACAGCUUGUGCCAAGAACUUUGCAGUGAACUUGCUCAAGAUCUGCAGAAAGAAGGACUUAAGGGUAGAACUGUUACCCUUAAGCUGAAGAAUGUGGAUUUCGAAGUAAAAACUCGUGCAUCUACAGUUUUAUCUGUUAUUUCUACUGCAGAAGAAAUAUUUGCCAUUGCUAAAGAAUUGCUAAGAACGGAAAUUGAUGCUGAUUUUCCACAUCCCUUGAGAUUAAGACUUAUGGGUGUGCGGCUAUCUAGUUUUCCUAAUGAAGAAGAGAAGAAACACCAACAGAGAAGCAUUAUUGGCUUCUUACAGCCUGGAAACCAAACCCUGUCAGCCACUGGGUGUAUGCUAGAGAAAACUGACAAAGAUCAGUUUCCAAAACCUCUGGAAAUGUCUCAUAAGAAGAGUUUCUUUGAUAAAAAACGAUCUGAAAGGAAAUUGAGCCACCAAGACACAUUUAAAAGUGAAACUGUAGACAGACAAAGUUUACCGACAUCACAAUCAUUCCAAGUUUUAAAGAAGAAGAUGAGUGAGAAUUUAGAAACAUUGGAGAAUUCAAAUAAUGGUCAGAUAUUUACCUGUCCUGUUUGCUUUAGGGAGCAAGGAAGCAUUGGUCUGGAAGCCUUUAAUAAACACGUAGAUGCAUGUCUUGAUGGGCCUUCAGUGAGUGGAAACUCUAAAAUGUUCUCGUGUUCACAUGCUUCCUCUACAGAAGCGAAUCAGAAAGAACAUGUACAUGAUUCUAUUUCACUCUUUGAGAAGCAGGAUUACAGAACCCAUCAGAAGAAUACAGAGAUCACUUCAGUAGAUUCUGUGGCACUGGUAGAGACUGUCAGUAACCCAUCUAAUGCAGAGGGUGUAGAUGCUUCAAGUAAUAAACACAGUGAAGAAGAAUGUUCUAAUCUUCCAAGCAAAUCAUUUCAUAUGGAACAUCAUCCUCAGAAUCCUUGUACUGUUGCACUGGAAAAUGAAGAUGUUGGGUCAUUAGGAAGGCAGGAACCCCCCCAACCUUAUUUAUAUGAAGUGACCAGUGACCAAGUUCUAGUUUGUCCGGUUUGUAAUCUAGAACAGAAGACUUCAGAUCUUACCUUGUUCAAUGUGCAUGUGGAUGUUUGCUUAAACAAAGGCAUUAUCCAGGAACUGAGAAAGGAUAAAGUUAGUCCAGUUAACAGACCCAAAGAUAGCACCAAAACUACUGAUAACCCGGGCAAAGUACAGAAGAUUGGAACAAAAACUAAAAGGCCAGGAUUGAUGACAAAGUACUCGGCAUCAAAGAAAACAAAAUCAAACAAUCCCAGACAUACCAUUGACAUAUUUUUUAAAUGAAUGUUGAACAUUUUAUCUUUAACCUUUGAGUGAAACUUGUUACUUUAUAAUCAAUGAAUGUAUUCUUGGUUAUUUCAAGUUUACAUGUUCAUUUAGUGAAAGGCAAGUGCAAUAAUCCCUCCCUAAAUGACAUUUUUUAUAGGAAUUUGAAAUAUACUAAUUUACUUCUGUAUAUUUUUUUAAUGACCAUGAGAAUUUCACUUCCAUUAUCCUUCAAUUGGAAAUCAUUCCUGUUGGAGAUAAUUUUUAAAUGAGAAAUUAGUAAUGGGAUCAGAAAUUGAUUUAUUGCCUCAUGAUAUUUUAUAGUGAAUAUAAAAAUAUAUGUUUAGGAGUUCUCGUCAUGGCUCAGUGGAAAAUGAAUCUGACUAGCAUCCAUGAGGACACAGGUUCGAUCCCUGGCCUCACUCAAUGGGUUAAGGAUCUGAUGUUGCCAUGAGCUGUGAUGUAGGUCACAAGAUGCAGCUCGGAUCCGGCGUUAUAAGGGCUCUCAGAGGUUCAGACAAACCUAUUUUAGCACAUGAAUUUUUCAGCACUUAACAACUUUGUUGGCACUGGACUGCUAUGUUUGAUCUUAGUAUCUUCUACAAUUUUUGUUUAACUAUAUUUUAGCUCCUAGUAUCUUCAGAUACCUCAUGAGCAUUCAUAAUUAAUUUUUAUCAUAAAUUCUAUGAAGAGUAUUAGCUUAGCAGAACUAGUAUGAGAGGUUUUGUUACCUUCAGGAAAAUAGCAUCACAGUAUUAUUUUCUGUUAAAAGAAUUUUUUUAAAAAAUAUGAUUACUCAUUUGAUUUUUUUAAAUUAAAACUUCUUUAAUAAGUAAGCACUUGGUUCACUUUAAAAAAUAUUUAGUCUAAGAUUCAAGAUAAUUAUUUUCUUUU